This is a messenger RNA of Chaetomium globosum CBS 148.51, 663 nucleotides long. RefSeq lists its product as uncharacterized. Bases 1 to 663 code for a protein of 220 amino acids. Gene Ontology annotation, cellular component: cytosol. The record is from RefSeq and is a predicted model, not a curated record. The transcript is spliced from 5 exons. Gene Ontology annotation, molecular function: oxidoreductase activity. NCBI's taxonomy places the organism in Eukaryota, Fungi, Ascomycota, Sordariomycetes, Sordariales, Chaetomiaceae.
AUGGCCCAACGCCUGCCAGGGCAAAACCAUCCUUAUCACGGGGGCCUCGUCCGGCAUCGGGCGGAGCUGCGCGCUCGAGUUCGCACGCACCGCCCCGCGCGACCUGCGCCUGGUGCUGACGGCGCGCCGCACCGACCGUCUGCGCGAGGUCGCCGAGCAGAUCCGUGCCGAGUCGCCCGCGCCCCUGAGAUCGCCGAGAAUGACAUCAACGUCAUGUUCCAGACCAACGUUACCGGCUUGAUCAACAUGACCCAGGCCAUCCUGCCCAUCUUCAAGGCCCGCCCCGAGGGCGGCGCCGGCGACAUCAUCAACAUCGGUAGCAUCGCUGGCCGGGAGCCUUACCCCGGUGGCAGCAUCUACUGCGCCACAAAGGCUGCCGUGCGCGCUUUCUCCGACUCACUGCGAAAGGAGCUGAUUGAUACUCGGAUCCGCGUCAUGGAAGUCGACCCCGGGCAGGUCGAGACGGAGUUUUCGGUCGUCCGGUUUUACGGCGACAAGUCCAAGGCUGACGCUGUUUAUGCUGGCUGCGACCCCCUGACGCCCGAAGACAUUGCCGAGGUGGUGGUCUUUGUUGCUGGUAGGCGGCAGAACGUGGUCAUUGCCGACACACUAAUUUUCCCCAGCCACCAAGCUGGUGCUGGUACUCUGCACCGCAAGACAUGA